Molecule: messenger RNA, 1161 nt
Organism: Ricinus communis (castor bean)
Lineage: Eukaryota; Viridiplantae; Streptophyta; Magnoliopsida; Malpighiales; Euphorbiaceae
Product: two-component response regulator ARR9
Exons: 4
Coding region: 299-886 (195 amino acids)
Biological process (GO): phosphorelay signal transduction system; cytokinin-activated signaling pathway
Source: RefSeq, a predicted model, not a curated record
AAUAAUUAAUAUUCUUAACCAAAAAAACAUAAAAUAAAGAAACACACCACAUUCUUUGCUUGUUGUCUAAUUCAAAAUCAACCUAGAAGAUCCGGGAGAUUCUGAAUGAAAUCUGCCGGAUCUUGCUUUCCAAACUGUCCAGAUUUCCUACAGGAUUUGUAUCCUCCAUGGCUUCCCAUUUAAAACUGUCCUUACGCUUCUCAUUUCUUUCCCAUCAUCAUCUUCUUUUUCUUGGUUCUCCUGUACCUCUCCUGAAAAUUGGUGCUAUUAUUUUCUUUGAUACAUCUCUUGUGCAGUAAUGGGUAUGGCUGCAGAUUCUCAGUUUCAUGUUCUCGCUGUUGAUGACAGCCUGAUUGAUAGAAAAUUGAUUGAGAGACUCCUUAAAACCUCGUCUUUUCAUGUUACUGCGGUUGAUUCGGGAAGCAAGGCCUUGGAGUUCUUAGGUCUGAAUGAAGAAGAAGAAGAAGAAGAAGAAGAAAGGAGGGACUCGAGCCCUAUAUCUGUUUGUCCAGAUGAUGAACAUCAUCAAGAUUUGCAAGUAAAUUUGAUCAUUACAGAUUAUUGUAUGCCAGGGAUGACAGGCUAUGAUCUUCUUAGAAAGAUCAAGGAAUCUAAAUCUUUUAAGGACAUUCCAGUUGUGAUCAUGUCCUCUGAAAAUGUUCCAUCAAGAAUUAAUAGAUGCUUGGAAGAAGGAGCUGAAGAAUUCUUUUUGAAGCCAGUCCAAUUAUCAGAUGUGAACAAGCUUAAACCUCACAUGAUGAAAGGAAAAACCAGAGAAAAUGAGCCAAAUAACAAAAGGAAAGGAAUGGAAGAGAUCCACUCGCCAGAGAGAACAAGAACAAGAUAUUAUGCUAAUAAUAAUAAUAAUGGCCUGGAAGUUGUCUGAUUAUUCAUUAACAAUUACUUCUGCUUGAUUACACAGCAUAACUUAGGAAAUUAAUUCCCAACACACUUUCUUUUCCCCUUUUCUUUUCUCUAUAUAUCUUUUUCAAUUCCUUUUACCUUUUUUAUCUUCCUUUUUGCUGCUGAAUUGACCUGACAAAGGUUCAAUACAAAAUUCAGACUCACUGAACUGAUUUUACUAAUUGUAGGAUGAGCUAAUUACUUUCCAUUGUAAAUUUUCUGAAGGAGAAAUAUUACUUGUUCAAGUUUUGUUGGAUA